Corythoichthys intestinalis (scribbled pipefish) is the source of this 2184-nucleotide messenger RNA. It is a transcript of the gene arl6ip4, whose product is annotated as ADP-ribosylation factor-like 6 interacting protein 4. The coding region runs from base 178 to 918 and encodes 246 amino acids. The transcript is spliced from 4 exons. Lineage: Eukaryota; Metazoa; Chordata; Actinopteri; Syngnathiformes; Syngnathidae. The record is from RefSeq and is a predicted model, not a curated record.
UCUGGGAAUUCCGAGUUUCAGAGAAGAGACAACCUUUCACCUUUCAAAAUGGUGGCCAGCUAGCAGGGUGGUGGUGGUGUUAUACUUUUAUAGAAGAAACUAUUGUUUUUAAAUUUGCCCGUGGGGACUGAAUAAUUUAGUUGUGGUGUUGGGAAACCAGAACUGAUUUGGACUGUAAUGGACCGGAGCAGAUCCCCGAAAAGAAGAAGAAAAGUGGAGAAAAAUAACAAAGAGAUAAAGAAACGAAGACUGUCGCCCUCGAGUUCGUCGUCGUCGUCUUCUUCGUCUUCAACUCGGGGCAAAUCCAAGAAAAAAGCACACAAAAGUCCAGGGGUAAAAACGCAUACCAAGAAGCGAAGACGACACUCCUCUUCGUCUUCCUCCUCAUCUUCGUCUUCCUCCUCUUCCUCCUCGUCUUCAAGUGACGAAAGGAGGAAAAAGAAGAAAGCCAAGAAAUCCAAAAAGAAGAAGAAAAAAAAGGCCAAGCUGAGGAAGAAGAAGAAGAAACUGAAGAAGAUGGAGGAAGAGAAGAAGAAGAGCAAAGAGCAGGACAUCCAGAAGAGGCUGAUGAAGUUGGCCCAGCCGCUCGGCACCUUCCCGGCCAAACCUUCUUCCUCCUCGCUAGAGAUUUGGCAUGGCGACGAUGACGACGGCGGUGCCGAACUGGGCCCAGUGAUGACUGACGAGCAGAAGGCGCGGCUGGCCACCAGGAGGCCUCUGACCAAAGAGGAGUAUGACGCCCGACAAAGCGUCAUCCGCAAGGUGCUGGACCCCGAAACGGGGCGCACCAGGCUGGUGCGUGGCGAAGGCGAGAUCAUCGAGGAGAUUGUCAGCAAGGACAAACACAAAGACAUUAACAAGCAAGCCACCAGGGGGGACGGCAGCACCUUCCAGAGAACACUAGGACUCAACAGAUAGGAAGUCGCUUUGCCUGCUUUUCCCCAUUUCGCUUGCCUUGCAAGCAGUCAGAUUCAUAUAACAUCAACUGUCCGACCUCUUCCCCGGUCAUCUGAUGUUCCGGCCAAUCAGACGAAAAGUGGGAGCUGCAGACGUGACCAGGAAGCAACUAUCUGCUUGAGAAUCAUGUCAAAGUUUGUUAUUAAAAGAAGGGCAAAGAAUGUCACCAAAAGUUUUUUUUUAUUUUCUUUAUUUUUUUUACUGUGGCUUCAUGUGGAUGGUCAAGAGAAGAUUCGCGAGUGUGACGUAAAGAGCAAUUGUCCAAUUGGCAGCUGUAUAUUUUUUACUUCCCGUACAACCUUUUUUCUCAAAAUAUUAUAACUUUAAACUUGUAAUGUUACAACUUGAAUCUUGUCAUUUCUGACAUUUUGUCUUAUUACAACUGUACAAUAUUCUGCAACUUUUUUUCUCGUAGUAUUUGGACUUCACCCGUCAUAAUCAUUUUGUUUUUGCUUUAUUUCAAUGCGAUUGUACAUGUGUUUUCAUUGAAACUGAUCGUAAUAAUUGAUUAACCCACACAUUAUUAUAAGCUCCCUCAUGAGCGUCACAACAUGGCUGGUGGCUGCUCGUGGUGAAGCUGCUAGAUCAGGAAUGUGAUUUCACUAGUAUUUAUGGGUUAUACUGCUCAAAUCAUGUAGAUCUAGUCGACAUGACAUGUAUCAUGGCAUCAUGAUGUAUCACUGAAAGAUAUUUGGCCGAAAUCUUAUAAGCCUUCUAAGUGCAUGAAUAAAAAAUGGAAGACUAUAUCCUUUAAAGGGAACCUCAGUUUUCAAGACUUUAGGCUCUAUUAUUGCCAUUGAAAUCUAUAAUAUUUAAUUAGAUUUUGUCGCAUUCUGCUGCUGGUCAGAUUGUUUUGUUACAGAGCUGUGGGAUGCCUUCCAACUCCAACUAUACUGCAGUGUCUCAUAACCGAUCCUAGGCGGCCUGCCGUGACUAUGACUUGCUGCCAUUUGACAGUUUGUAUUCUUGACCCCUUUGUUGCAUCUUUGCCUUUUUUCCGCCCCCAUUUGUCUGCCGCCCAGGUUUUUGGAAUCAUCUACCAUGGCCAGGUAUUUGAGUCCAUUAUUUGUUUUUGCCUUGCUUUUACUGCCUCUCACCGCGUUUUUUGAAAAUUUUUUAUCCCGACCUGCUGUCACGGACCCUUUCUCGGUCUCCCUUUCCGCGAUCACCUGUUUUUUGUGUGUAUUCAAUAAACCCUUGUACGCAAUCCCUCUGCUAUUGUUGUCU